Gaeumannomyces tritici R3-111a-1 is the source of this 2781-nucleotide messenger RNA. RefSeq lists its product as hypothetical. The coding region runs from base 1 to 2283 and encodes 760 amino acids. Lineage: Eukaryota; Fungi; Ascomycota; Sordariomycetes; Magnaporthales; Magnaporthaceae. The record is from RefSeq and is a predicted model, not a curated record. The transcript is spliced from 5 exons.
AUGGAACUCGAGGGCAAUCUACCAGGGUCGCUCGUCGAGGCCAUGAAUGACCUAGCGGAAUGCCAGGUGUUCAAUGCUUUGAGUUUUGGGCAGGGCAAGGCCGUAUCCCCCGGCCUCGCUGUCCCCGAUCUUCGUUACAGCAAGCAGCUCGUAGCCUACAUCCCUAGCGAUGGCGUGAGGGCAAUGAACGAUGCGAUAAGCUCCUACGUCACUCAGCAUCCAUUUGACCUAGAGCCUGCGUCAUGCUCAUGGGAGAAGGUCCUCAGCGAGAUGGACAAUGCCCAGCGGGAGUACGAACAAAAGGGGAAGAUAGGCGCGGUCCAGCUCCGGCCCCGGUCCAGCAGCGGCUUCCAGCACAAUCUGACGACGGUCUUGGACUGCAUACCCACCGACAACGGCCUGGGGAUCCUGAAGGCCGGGCUGGCCGUCAUCUUCAACGCGGUCAAGAGGAGAUCGGACGCGUGCCAGAGGAUUUUCAAGUGUUUUUCUUCGGUGCCGUCGCUGCUAGAAAAAGCGCGAGACCUCAAACUGAUCUACGAGAACGAGCCAAGACUUGACCUUCGGCUCCAGGCGCUAUACAAGGCGCUAUUCCAAUCCAUACCGGACCUCAUCGACAUCCUCCUGCGGCAAAAAAAGGAUGGCCAGGGGAGACCAGCCAACGGAAAGACCAUGUUUUCAAAGGUGACGAAGACGCUCGUGGCCAGACGCGAUGACAUCUUUGGAGACCCAGUAAAGAAGGUCGACUCUCUCGUGGAACCGAUCAACAAAGCAGUCGCAGAUCUCGACGAGUGUGUGCAGCUGUUAAACUACAAGAACGCGGCCGAGACGAAUGCGGCUGUCAACCAGCUGGUAGAGAGCCACGAAAGAGGGUGGGAAGAGCUUAGACAAAAACUCGAGGCGACUGACAAGGGCGUAAGGGAGACGAAUGAACUGAUGGCGAGAGUCGUCACUGUAGCUGAUCGGUUCCUGGCCGAGCAGAGCCGCAAAACAUGCAUCGCCGGAUCCUGCCCCCACAGGUCUGAUUCCGCGUCCCCGAGACGCGUCGGGUGGUCGUCCAAGUCCCCGGCAGCCCCCGUCAUCCUACACCACGUCCACCAGAUGGACCUCAUCAACGCCAUCGCCAGCCACCGGGGCCACCGGGGCCACUGGCUUCCCAUGCAGCAAAUGCGUUCGCUGGUCAGCAAGGGCGCCCAGUUCGGCGAGGGCGCGCUGGGGCGUGCCUACUACCUCCUCAGCACGCCCGCGUUCAAGCGGUGGAUCAGCCACGCCUCCCCCGCCGCCCUCCUCGUCGAGGGCCACGCCCUCGACGACGUGCAGGGCUCCGUGUCGCCGCUGUCGGUGUUUUGCGCCGCGCUCGCCGCCAGCCUCCACGACGCGGGCGGCGGCGGCGGCGGCGUGCUCUUCUUCGCCUGCAGGCUGGCCCGGGACGGCGGGGAGCUCGGCGGGCCGCUCGCGCUCGCCAGGAGCCUGCUGGGCCAGCUCCUGACGCAGCGGAUGCGGUGGCGCGGCGGCGCGCGGUACCCGCGGCUGGACUUCCUGCGGCGGAACGACCGGCUGUGGCCAGAUCUGUGCGGCGACGACGGGCUGGUGCUCAACGGCGUUUAUGGCCGGCGGCGGCCUCUGCCGGCUCCGCCCCAGAUUUCUGAUGAGUAUGGCGAGGGCGAAGACUCGGACGGCCCCGGCGGCUCCGACGACGGCGACCUCAAGGACCGGCGGCGGCAGCUGGCGGCGCUGCUCUACACGUUCAAGACGCUCGUCCGGCAGCUGUCCCCCGACGCGCCGCUCUACAUCGUCCUGGACGACGCCGCGGCGUACGAGACGGAGAUCGGCGGCUGGCACCGCGACGUCGCCCAGGUCGCCCAAUACCUGUUCGGCCUGUGCGCCGGCGGCCACGGCGGCCCGCCCGUCAAGCUGCUGGCCACGGCGCCCGGGCGGUUCGACAAGCUGGACACCAUGGCCCGUGACAGGCUCGGCCCCGCCGCCGCGGUCGUCGGCCUGGGGGAGCACACAGCACCAUCGCUGCACUCAGCCAGGUCCACCGUCGAGAGCCUGCACGGGAUGGCGGCUGUGCGGCGGCGGCCGGGGGAUGAGGAGAGGGGCGGCAAUGUGUCGUCGCUUCGCCGCCGGAGAAGCUAUGGUGACGGCGGACACGGGUCGCGUCGGCCGGGGGAGCGGCGCCGAGCGUCCGAUCACGUCCUGGGGAUGGACGACGGCGCGCGCUCGGAUGACGACGGCUCCGACGGGGAUGGCGGGGACUGGCAGCGGCCGGGUAGGACAUGGUGAAUGUCUUCCCUGACGCUUUGUAAUAUGUUUUCCUCGUUCAAAGUCACCUGGGACAAUGGCGCCAGCUCAUGUAUUUGUUUGCAAUUCACUGCAAAAAUGUCACAGCACCGUCAUAGACCUCGUCCGACGUCAAAGGCUGCAGGGCGGUGCACUACUAGUGCCCGAGAUAUGCACAAGCCCGAUCCCGUCUGCAAUGAACGAGCUGUCAGGCUGCCUGAAGCCAGCCAACGACGACAACGACGCCCCAAGUCCAGUCUGAUAAUCACAGGGGCCAGCCACCUCUACUACAUGCCCGCGGGCCCUACCAGUCAACGUCACGGGCGCAGGACCAAGCACGAACAUUAAAAGUUUGUCUUGUUAUAAAAACGACGUGAUGAUGCAAUGCGCCAGAAAACAAAACGUGGAAGAAAAGCAGACUCUUGUUCCUGUGUGCCUCUCGCCUCGUGGAAGGACAAGGGCGCUCUGCUGAUGAGAUCCAAAUGACAAAAAAAAUUUGCU